UAUAGAUAUUCAAUUCCUUAGAUACCAUUUAUGCACGUACAUUAUUAUAUAUAAUGUUCAAUGGUCUUAAAUGACAUUUCAUCGUUCGAUACAUUCCAAAUGUUAAUGCAACCGUAAUGUCAUACUUCGAAUUCACGAAAUAAAAAAAACAAAAAAGGCCAAAACAAAAUUUAAUUCAAGAAAAGAUGACGAUGCUGGGAUGCUGGACUUAGGAUGAGAUCGAGUUAAGGCUCUUGCUGCUCUAGCCGGUCAUGGCAAGGAAUAAGAUGGUGCCGAUUAUACUUUUAUUAUUAUUCUGUUAUUUGAAGUUGGAACUAUGUAGGGAGGACAGUGACUGUUGUGUUCCCCUUAUUUUUAGGCAAAGAGUUGGGUUGUUUCUUCAGACUUGAACCUAUAAAUAACCAUUCAAUCACAAAGAAGUAAACUUAAGGAACGUCAACUAGAUCCAGAAAAGGAAAAAAGUAAAGUCAUGAACUGCAUAGAUCUGGAGUACCCUAGAAAAAUGAGGACGCAUGGAUGAUGGGUAUAGCUAAGAUGAGAGGGUUAAGGCUGUUGCUGCUUUUAGCUAGUUCUGGCAAGGGACUGGAAAAACAAUGCCCACAAAUUAAGGUUUAUCUAAAAUGAAACCAAAAAAUAAGCUAGCUAACCUGCAAAGGAAAGUGAUGGAGGGGUGAAAAGAGAAAGAAAGAAAUAGACAAAGAAAAGUAUCCUAUACGAUUGUCCAUUGCCCAUUUGUCCCUACUGCAAGGCUUUCAUACACUACUACAGGACCACAGCACAUAUGGGAACAGCUGAGAUUUGGGAAAAGUUGAAAGCAAUUAAAGGGCUCCUGCCCUUCCCCCACCCCAUCUUCUCCCAAACCACACACCCAAAGCGAGAUGGCCCGCUUGCCAGAUCUCCCCCCGUCUCUCUCUCUCUCUCUCUCUCUCUAAAAUACACAGUCAGCGCCCAUGCCAAUAUUUCACUUCCCAAAAAGAAAAGAAAAGAAAGAAGAAUCACUCAUUUGGUAAGUAAUUUCAGAUGUGGCAAUGAAAACCCAAAGCCACUUUAGGGAGAGAUCAGACACAUCACAGAAAAGAAAAGAAAAAAAAAAGACAAAAUUCAUCAUACACCCAUUUAUGAUGUGAAUGCAAAUUGGAGUACACUGAAAUGGGAACUGGCUAGCUAGUUUGCUGCUGGACUUUCUUCUUCUUCUUCUUCUUCUUCUUCUUCUUCGUCUUCUUCUUUUAAAUUGAUUGGCAGGUGGCAGCUUAUUAAGAAUAUCUGAAAUGGUAAACGUCAGGGAAGUUCUUGGAAGGUAGACGAAGCCCUGGGGAGGACUGGGGUAGAAGUGGUCAACCACGUUUAACAUACGAACUCGCAAGCGCAGCUAGCGGCGCCAAUUGGUCGGUCGUCGGGGCAUGUUGAUUUCAACAGCCGGAAUUCAUACAGUAGGGUUUUAAACCCUCAUCAGAAUCAAACGGUCAACAAGUGGUCCACGCGGGUCCCCAUCAGCGGCCCCUACCACUCCUCAGAUCUCUCGUCUUUUAAAUUUUCUCCGCCAUCAUUCAUCUCGAGCUCAUUAUUAUAUUUAUGCGCUUUCACCUUUGGCUUUCUACUCUGACAAAAGCUAAGCUAGCUAGCUCUCCGCUCCAGCAACGACAACAUAGUUAAAUUUAUCUGUUGGAAUAGAAAUUCUAAAUUUAAGGGCAUGGUUUUUCAUACUGCUGAGUUGCUGCAGAGGUGCUCCCAUGGAGAACAACCCUAGCUCCUCUAGAACUGACAGGAAGACCAUAGAGCGAAACAGAAGAAAUCAAAUGAAAACCCUUUACUCCCAGCUCAGCUCUCUUGUUCCCCAUCAAGGCUUAAGGGAGGCAGCUUCAGUGCCUGAUCAGCUGGAUGAGGCAAGGAGCUACAUAAAGAGGCUGCAGACGAAGCUGGAGAGGAUGAAGGAGAGGAGAGAAAGCUUGAUUGGGGGUCACAAGCUGAGUACGAGCGAAGAGAAGAGUGUGGGAGGAUCAAAAUCAUUGCCACAAGUCGAGAUUCGUGAGACGGGUCCUGCUCUUGAGGUGGUUUUGAUCACUGGGUUGGAUUAUCAGUUCAUGUUCAACGAGACGAUCCGCAUACUUCACGAAGGAGGCGCCGAUAUCGUCAAUGCCAGCUUUUCGGUCAUCCAUGAGACGGUUUUCCACACCAUACACUCCAAGGUUGAAGAGUCUUCAUCAGCUUAUGGCGCUGCUCUUAUAUCUGAGAGACUUAAGAAGUUGGUGCAUGAUGUGAAUUAACCAGUCUUGAAGUAUGAUCAAACAACUAUCUUCUUAAUGAAAUUAAGUUCUGUGCACAUUUGUUUGCCUAGAAAGCGUGUUAAAAUUUAAUUAUUGCAGUAUAUAUAUAUAUAUUAUCAAUCAUGUAGUCCAAAUGCUUAAUUUAUCAAUCCAGGAAAAAAAAAAAAGACCAGUUAAGAGUCAA
This is a messenger RNA of Malania oleifera, 2448 nucleotides long. Its product is annotated as transcription factor bHLH162. Gene Ontology annotation, molecular function: RNA polymerase II transcription regulatory region sequence-specific DNA binding; protein dimerization activity; DNA-binding transcription factor activity, RNA polymerase II-specific. Gene Ontology annotation, biological process: regulation of transcription by RNA polymerase II. The record is from RefSeq and is a predicted model, not a curated record. The transcript is spliced from 4 exons. NCBI's taxonomy places the organism in Eukaryota, Viridiplantae, Streptophyta, Magnoliopsida, Santalales, Ximeniaceae. Gene Ontology annotation, cellular component: RNA polymerase II transcription regulator complex. The coding region runs from base 1731 to 2264 and encodes 177 amino acids.